This is a messenger RNA of Euleptes europaea (tarantolino), 1235 nucleotides long. RefSeq names its product SERTA domain containing 4 (gene SERTAD4). The record is from RefSeq and is a predicted model, not a curated record. The transcript is spliced from 4 exons. NCBI's taxonomy places the organism in Eukaryota, Metazoa, Chordata, Lepidosauria, Squamata, Sphaerodactylidae. Bases 113 to 1174 code for a protein of 353 amino acids. Gene Ontology annotation, cellular component: nucleus.
CGUUGCUGAGGUCGCUGUGUUUUUGCAAAUGAGACCGGCGGAGUAUGUGGAGAGAAUAAAGUGAUCCUCUUGCAAUCUAGGAGCAUCGGCCGGAUAGGUCGGAGGCGCCGCGAUGACUCUGGUGCUGCCCCUGAGUAGCUUCUGCGAGCCCAUUGUCUCCUCCGAAGGAGCCGCCGAGUACCCGCCGCUGUGGGAGUCGCGCUGUUGCAGCAAGGGCAGCCCUGCCUCGGAUGCCGCCGCCGCCUGCAGCAGCAGUAGCCAGGGCCAGGCGCAGCAGCAGCAGCAGCCUCCGGGCGACGGCAGGGCGGCCGCUGGGCAGCCGCCGGAGUCAGGAUCACACCACAGAGGAAUUUCAAAUCCUGUAGCAACAUCCAAGAUCACAUACUUUAAAAGGAAAUAUGUGGAAGAGGAGGACUUUCAUCCACCACUCACCAGCUGUACACCCAAAACAAUCUCUGUCUUUGAGGAGCGGGCACAUAUCCUGUACAUGUCUUUGGAAAAACUAAAGUACAUCGAUGACCCUGAAGUCUACCUAAGGCGAUCGGUUCUCAUAAACAAUUUAAUGAAGAGAAUUCAUGGGGAAAUUAUCAUGCAAAACAACUGGUGUUUCCCGACUUGCUCUUUUGGUGGUGCCUCAGCCCAAGAAUGGUUCAUGUCUCAUGACUGUCCUUAUAGAAAACGUCUUCGGAUGGCAAGGGAGGACUGUGAAAAGAUCCACACCUGCUGUUUUUAUCAAGAAUGUGGCAGCCAUUAUUUGAGUUUACCGUUAUCUACAAAUUCCGCAGUGGGAAAUUCCUCUUCCUCCCCCUCUUCCUCCUCUCCUUCUAUAUCUUUGCCAAGCUGUUCUCAGCAAGUGGAAUAUGGUGUAAGCAGCGCCCCCGUUUACCGGAGUGACGAUCAGAUACAUGCCAAUGAAAUUUUCAUUACUAGUGCCGGGCCACACGGUAAGGCAGUGUUAAGCAAUGAGAAAGGCGGUCAUGAACGAGAACGGGCAACAGACUGGGAACCGAUGAAAAGUGAUCACGGCCCUGACUGUAAAAGUAAAUAUUAUGAUUAUUUUGAGACGGGGCGUGGUGACAAGAGCAACGUGAAUGAAUCUUGGAAGAAAUCCUUACGAAAAAGGGAAUGCUUACCAGGUGGCAAAAUAUGUUGCAGUAAAGGAAGUAAAAUAUGAAGCACCUCCCCGACGUUGGCAGUUCUGAAGCAUGCACAAGAUGUUCCGUUUAUCAAACACC